This is a messenger RNA of Diospyros lotus (date-plum), 1178 nucleotides long. RefSeq names its product homeobox-leucine zipper protein HOX3. The record is from RefSeq and is a predicted model, not a curated record. Gene Ontology annotation, biological process: regulation of DNA-templated transcription. The transcript is spliced from 4 exons. Gene Ontology annotation, molecular function: DNA-binding transcription factor activity, RNA polymerase II-specific; sequence-specific DNA binding. Lineage: Eukaryota; Viridiplantae; Streptophyta; Magnoliopsida; Ericales; Ebenaceae. The coding region runs from base 113 to 805 and encodes 230 amino acids.
CAUUCAUUCAUUUGGGUUUCACCAUUUCUCUCCAUUAGAUCAUCUAACUUGUCCCCUCCCCUUUCUCUCUUCUUGCCUUUCUUUUUUCUCUUCUCAUCUGUCUGCAGCUUUCAUGGCGGUUGAGCCUACAAUAAACUCUACAUGCUUGGACCUCUCGAUAUCUGUUCCAGGCUUAGCUUCUUCUUCCUCUGCAGGAUUGAUGAGAAAUUUGGACAUAAACCAAGUGCCCUCAACAGAUCAUGAAGAAGAUCAGUGGACAACUGCUAGCUUCGAAGACGAAGAAGACAACAUUAACAACAACAAUAACAGUGGCCCUCCCAGAAAGAAACUUCGCCUCACAAAGGAACAAUCUCUCUUUCUCGAGGAAAGCUUCAAACAGAAUCACACUUUGAACCCUAAACAAAAGGAGGCAUUGGCAAUGCACUUAAGGCUGAAGCCGAGGCAAGUAGAGGUGUGGUUUCAGAACCGUAGAGCAAGGAGCAAGCUAAAGCAAACGGAAAUGGAGUGUGAGUACUUGAAGAGAUGGUACGGCUCGCUGACGGAGCAGAACCGCCGGCUGCACAAGGAGGUGGAGGAGCUCCGGGCGAUGAGGGUGGCACCACCGACUGUCAUCUCUCCUCACGGCUGCGAGCCACUGCCGGCGUCGGCGCUGACCAUGUGCCCUCGCUGCGAGCGCGUCACGGCCACCACCAGUCUAGACUCGGCCGGCCCCGCGGCCGCCGCCAGGGUCGCCGCCAGCAACCACACCGUCAUGUCAGCAAAAGUGCCCAUCUUUAACCGCCGACAUCCUUCGGCUGCCUGGUAGCAGGCUGGCUGGCUGCAGGCCAAGCUUGGCGUUCAUGGCGCAAUGACUGCACGUGUGGAAAAAUUAAGGAAAUCUGAAGAGAUUAAGGAAGGAGUGUGGAUAGAAGUAGUAUAAGUUGAUAUAUAUAUAUAUAUAAUAUAUAUUCAGCCUUUUGGGAUGCUAACAUGAUAUCUAAAUAUCAUAGUUUAGUUAAUGCUAGUCUUAAUUGCUCUAAUUAAGCAGUUGUAUUUCCAACCCAAUUAAUUUCUUGUUUAUUAUUUUCUUAGUUCCCAAGCAAAUAAGUAAAUGGCUUCUUUUUUCUUUUUUUUUUUCUAUUUUUUCCGAGAAAUUCCUCUGGGAAGUUCUUGGUCAUGGUCAAAUUUUGUUGCAUCGA